AUGGUCCAUGUGUGGGUGGGACACAGCUACAGCGUUUUGGGCGUGACAAUCAGCAGCAACACGUAUGGACAGACGCUCUUUUAUCAAGUCAACCUAGGCGACACACGAGACAACACGGGGUGCCCCACGCACGGUAGCUCCUGCUCACCUCAGGCCCAGAGUUGGUACGCCACGAGCAACCCAUUUGGUGUAUCAGAUUCGCCCGCCAACUUUGGGGCGCCUUGUCUUCGAAUGAGUCAGGCAUCGCCUGGCGCAGUGCGGGUCAAGUAUGAGCUCGACGUGCUGCCCAAGCUGCUCGCGGCCUUGGAACGGCCACCGGCUCACAGCAACCUGGGCACCGAUCCUGCGCAUUGGUUUGUUUCAAGCAUGUACAUUGGCAUCGGCUCCCAGGGCUCGGUCGAUCAGACCAUGGUCAUCGAGGAGGUGGAUCUUGUCACAGCCAGUCGGGCCUUUUCCAUCCCGGAAAUUGGAUUGGAAUCUGCCAAGACGGAGCAAGGUGGUGCUGCCAUCACGGUGCUGGAGCUACUGCAAGCGACCAAGGCCGAGGUGACCAACAGCCCGGCUUUUCAGCAGUUGGAUCAGGCCGAGGGCAUGGUGAAGUUGAUGGAGUUUGUGCAGCAGUUGGAUGAGGUCAUUGAAGGUACGAUGGACGCAACCCUGGUUUUGGAGGACACUCAGGACAAGAUGGCGUUCAUCGAGGUGCGUGAUUAUGGCUUUAACGAGGGGUUAAG
Messenger RNA from Monosiga brevicollis MX1, 731 nucleotides. RefSeq lists its product as uncharacterized. The transcript has 4 exons. Gene Ontology annotation, molecular function: zinc ion binding. NCBI's taxonomy places the organism in Eukaryota, Choanoflagellata, Craspedida, Salpingoecidae. The annotation marks the transcript as partial. The record is from RefSeq and is a predicted model, not a curated record.